This is a messenger RNA of Colletotrichum phormii, 876 nucleotides long. RefSeq names its product mitochondrial carrier domain-containing protein. Lineage: Eukaryota; Fungi; Ascomycota; Sordariomycetes; Glomerellales; Glomerellaceae. Gene Ontology annotation, biological process: mitochondrial citrate transmembrane transport. The transcript has a single exon. Gene Ontology annotation, molecular function: citrate secondary active transmembrane transporter activity. Bases 1 to 876 code for a protein of 291 amino acids. The record is from RefSeq and is a predicted model, not a curated record. Gene Ontology annotation, cellular component: mitochondrion.
AUGGUCGCACCGGCGGACGGCAAGACAUCGCCACUACUCUCACUCACCGCAGGAGGCAUCGCCGGCGGUGUGGAAGCCGCCUGUACGUACCCAUUCGAAUUCGCCAAGACGCGAGUGCAACUCUACGGACACCAGAAAGGGACAAGAAAUCCAUUUGCAAUCGUUCUGCGCGUUGCCCGCGAGGAGGGGUUGUCGUCACUGUACAAGGGAUGCAGCACCCUGAUCGUGGGGUCUAUCGGAAAAGACGCGGUGCGGUUCGUCGCGUUCGACAGCAUUCGCUCCGUGUUUGAGGACAAGAAGACUCAUACCCUGGGACCCUUGCAAAGUAUUGCGUCAGGAAUGGUAGCUGGGAUCGUCAGCAGCACGAUCAUUGUCACACCCAGCGAGCGCAUCAAGACAGCACUCAUCGACGAUGCCAAGACGACGCGACGGUUCAAGGGCGCGAUAGACUGCAUCACGACUUUGACGCGAGAGCAGGGAUUUUUGAAAGCCCUUUGGCGCGGCUAUAUCACAACGACACUGAAACAGAUCGGUACCACGGGAUUCCGCCUGGGUAGCUACAGUACCAUCAAGGACUUUGAGCGCAGCAAGGGGAUCAGCCCUGAGGGCCCGAUUAUGAGCUUCGCAAACGGCGCGCUAGCCGGCACAGUCACGACUGUAGCAACGCAACCUUUUGAUACGAUCAAGACGAAGGCGCAACAAGCCAAGGCCGUGGGCACGAUGGAGUCGUUCUGGGCGAUCAUGGCCGAGGAUGGAGUCAAGGGUCUUUGGAGAGGGACAGUCAUGCGGCUUGGUCGAACAGUUUUGGCCGGUGGCAUUCUGUUCACGGCUAACGAGCAAGCCUUGAAGGGCUUGAAAUUAUUACUGGGAAAAUAA